Molecule: messenger RNA, 1882 nt
Organism: Sardina pilchardus (European sardine)
Lineage: Eukaryota; Metazoa; Chordata; Actinopteri; Clupeiformes; Clupeidae
Gene: slc31a2
Product: solute carrier family 31 member 2
Exons: 4
Coding region: 258-785 (175 amino acids)
Biological process (GO): copper ion transmembrane transport
Cellular component (GO): plasma membrane
Molecular function (GO): copper ion transmembrane transporter activity
Source: RefSeq, a predicted model, not a curated record
AAAUUGACUCCAACUACCAUAAGACCUAGCGGCAUAUGAGUACGUAACGCGCUUACCGCACGCUGUUUUGUUCUGUUCUGUUCUCAAGUUCCUCCACACUGCAACAUGCAACGCACCGCUCCUCGGUCUACAGUAACGGGACAACUGGCUCCAACGCAGCAUAUUUGAAGAGGAGAACAAGCUGCGUUCGCUGCGAUUUGUUUCAUAGCACCGAACCGACAGGAAUUCGAUUCAAUUAAAUUGCAGCAAAGUUGAGCAUGUCUAUGCACUUUGAGGCCUCAAGCAGCGUCACGCUGCUGUUUGACUUCUGGGAUGUGCAUGGACCUGCAGGGAUGGUGCUGUCCGUCUUUGUGGUGCUGCUGCUCACCGUCUUCUACGAGCUGCUCAAGGUGUGGAAGGUGGGGUUGAGCCAGCGCUGUGAGACCCCUGGUCCCCCUCCGUUCCCUGCACCUUACUCGCCCACGGAGGGCAGCUGUUUCUCCCCUCAGCCGGCCUGCCUCUCCCCCCGGCUGGAGAGCCACGAGAGCAGCGCCGCUCUGGCCAGCAGCCCCUCGGAGUCCUCCCUCAACCCUGCCGACGGCGCCAACGCUCCUGCUGCCAGCUCCAGUUUGAACAGCUGGCUCCAGCACGGGCUUCAGACGCUCCUCCACAUCAUGCAGGUCACCCUGGGCUACAUGCUAAUGCUCUGCGUCAUGUCCUACAACGUCUGGAUCUUCCUGGGGGUCAUCGUGGGCUCAGUCCUUGGCUACUUCCUGGCCUUCCCGCUGCUGAUUAAAGUGGAAUAAAGACCAGGCGAGGAGACUCUGAGCACUGGAUGAAGGACACUUAGAGAAGAGUAUCUCUGAUUCUCUUGUGUUAAGACACUGUAAAAAAGGAAGACCCCCGUGUUGACUGUUUGCUGUUGGGUCAAGAGUACUGUUCAACGUGAAGAGAAGGCGUGUUGAUGCAUGUCGUCACAUACUUUGGUGGCACUGAGGUUAAUGUGGAUUUGAGACAGAGAGGUCUAAGGUUACUCUGCUCUGAGGUGUUUUGGCUUUUGAAUUAUUCCUGACAUGUUUUUUUUUUUUUUUAAUUGAACACUAUAGAAAAAGGUGUUUCAAAGGCGCAAUACCUUUUCUGCGGAACCUCAUUUUAUCCAAAAACAUCUCAUGUACGUAAUCACAUCUUGUAGAAGUGAAGUGUAUGAUGCUGCCUAUGUCUUGGUUUAAAAGGAUUUAAUGGCCUGUACUGAAAGUAUACAGCUCUGUUUGUAUGGCUGUGAAGGGGUUUUCUUAUUACAGGAGGGCUAGCUUGUGACUUGGAUGUUGCAAUGCUGUAAACUUGGGUCCUUUGUCUGCUCUGUGAAAUACUGUAUGUACGUGGGUGGGGAACAGCUAAAUGCACUAGUCCUCAGAAUUGAAUGGAGAACGAAAAGUGGAAAGACAAACACACCACGUGGCCUUAGUUAAUUAAUCACCAGCACCAAGUUUAAACGUUUGAAUCUGCCAACAAUCAGCAGGUUUACAUCUUGUGACUUUGAAAGGUACUGACAGAUUUGUUUCUAAUUCCAACUGGUUGUAAUGUAGUUGUACUUUAUCUGGCUAGUUUUGACUUUUAGCCUAAAUAACCAAGUGGGAAUAGAACACAGCCUAUUAUGUAACCCUUGUAAGUAAGUCUUCAGUGCUCUUUCAAACUCAUUUAGUAAGACUUAUAAAGUCUCCCUAACUUUGAUCCUAAACAUGAAGUAAACUGAUAAGCAUUGUAUUUGAUGACCACUACUGUCACUGCCCUGACACUCAUGGACAUAUUUGAUGACAGCUGUUAUCAUUGGGUGUCACAGGAUUGUGUUUUUUUUAGUUUGUUUUGUGGUUUGCUAUCAUUAAACUGAAAUGACUAGUUGGGA